GAUGGUGAACUGUCAAAUGUCAUGUGAAGCAAACUAAAAUAAAAAAUAUUUUAUCAAAAAAUAUUUCUUUCCUAAUAUUGUGAUUGAUUGUAUGUAAUACUAUUGAUGAAACUAUUAUAACAAAUUACAAUGGCGUGGCUGGGAUCGACUGUAUUGAACGCUUUCUGGAAACCAACAGUUAACAUAGUGAGAACCCGGUAUCAUGCUGAAAAGCAACGCGUCGUGAGAAGAUAUGGUUAUGAAGAGAAGAUCUGGAGUGGAGGAUUACUUCCUCGCGGGGUCGAGAAACCUCUGCCGGUGCCAGAGUAUAGGCCAGCAAACGCCUGGACGGAACGCAAAGCUCUGUUCGGUCAGAAUGACUACAUUGAUAUUCUUGGAUCAGGAGAAUUGCAUCCAGUGAAAAUUCUGUACACUGUACCGGCAUGGAUUAGAGGAGUCAGUGGAAAUGAAUAUCAAAUUUUGCUGAGGAAAAGGAAAAUGUGGGCUAACACUGGCACCCGUCAAACAAGACCAACUAAAUGGAAAGACAUGGAGAAGAGAAUAUCAUUCUUGUACAGAAAACUUAAUAGAAAAACAAAGACAGGACCAUCUCCUGAUUAAUUACUAUUAUUUAUUAGUUAUUAUGUUGUAGAAUAUUAGGAAAUAAAGUGUUAUGAAAUGAA
This is a messenger RNA of Helicoverpa armigera (cotton bollworm), 662 nucleotides long. It is a transcript of the gene mRpL51, whose product is annotated as large ribosomal subunit protein mL51. The record is from RefSeq and is a predicted model, not a curated record. Lineage: Eukaryota; Metazoa; Arthropoda; Insecta; Lepidoptera; Noctuidae. Gene Ontology annotation, molecular function: structural constituent of ribosome. Gene Ontology annotation, cellular component: mitochondrial large ribosomal subunit. The transcript is spliced from 4 exons. The coding region runs from base 130 to 600 and encodes 156 amino acids. Gene Ontology annotation, biological process: translation.